Messenger RNA from Thamnophis sirtalis, 1443 nucleotides. The record is from RefSeq and is a predicted model, not a curated record. Lineage: Eukaryota; Metazoa; Chordata; Lepidosauria; Squamata; Natricidae.
AGGCUCUUUGCAGGAGAUUUUCUUCAAAGCCAUCAGGCCACCACCUGUGUACCUCUGGACCUGCAGUCUCAUCGGAAGUUUUCAGCUCCCAGGCAUGGCCACCUGGGCUUCCUUCCUCAUAAGAGGAGCUGCCGACAUCGAGGAAAAGUGAAGAGUUGGCCCAAGGAUGAUCCCAGCAGACCAGUCCACCUGACAGCCUUCCUGGGCUAUAAAGCUGGCAUGACUCACAUCCUGCGGGAACUUCAUAGAUCAGGACUAAAAAUCUCUAAGCGAGAGGAAGUGGAAGCUGUCACUAUCAUCGAAACUCCACCAUUGGUGGUUGUUGGGCUAGUGGGCUAUAUCGAGACACCAAGGGGGCUGAGAAAUUUCAAAACCAUCUUUGCAGAACAUAUAAGUGAUGAAUGCCGAAGACGCUUCUACAAGAACUGGCACAAGAGCAAAAAGAAGGCGUUCACGAAGUACUGCAAGAAAUGGCAAGAUGAGGCUGGGAAGAAGCAGCUGGAGAAGGACUUUGUGUCCAUGAAGAAAUACUGUAAGAUCAUCCGUGUCAUUGUGCACACCCAGAUGAAGCUCCUGCCAAUGCGGCAGAAGAAAGCACAUAUUAUGGAGAUCCAGCUCAAUGGGGGCUCUGUGGCAGAGAAAGUUGACUGGGCUCGGGAGAAGCUGGAGAAGCAGGUGUCUGUGCACAGUGUCUUCAGCCAGAAUGAGAUGAUCGAUGUCAUUGGAGUCACCAAAGGGCAUGGGAUGAAAGGGGUGACGAGUCGCUGGCAUACCAAGAAACUCCCAAGGAAGACUCACAAAGGCCUGCGGAAGGUUGCCUGCAUUGGAGCCUGGCACCCUGCCCGGGUGGGCUACUCAAUUGCCCGGGCUGGCCAGAAGGGCUACCACCACCGCACAGAACUCAACAAGAAGGUUUACCGCAUCGGCCGUGGGAUCCAUGUAGAAGAUGGCAAAGUGAUCAGAAACAAUGCAUCCACCAAUUAUGACCCAACGGAGAAAACCAUCACCCCACUGGGUGGAUUCCCUCAGUAUGGUGAAGUCAACAAUGACUUUGUGAUGGUGAAGGGCUGUGUGUUGGGUACCAGGAAGCGGGUGCUGACCCUGAGGAAGUCCCUUCUGGUCCACACAAGCCGAAAAGCUCUGGAGGCCGUGGAGCUGAAAUUCAUCGACACCACCUCCAAGUUUGGCCACGGCUGCUUCCAGACAGCCCAAGAGAAGCGGGCCUUCAUGUCAUUAUUACCUCCCCCUACUGCUGAGGCUUUAACUCUUGAUGCGCUGCAAGGCGCCUUAAAAGAACAGGCUGCUGCUUUAGAACUUAAGAUAGAGGAAAAGAUUACAUCUGCCUUUAAGGAGGUUUCAGAGGAAAUAUCUGGGAUCAAGGAGCUAAUCCAGACUCGUAACCAGCAAAGAAGAGAAGACCUAGUGGAAGCCUUUAAGGAUUAG